AUGCUCGCCUCCGGCUUUACCAACGCCCCCAUCACCCGCUUCCUUGUCUUCGGUACAGUUAUCGCCGCAUUCCUCGCCAGCCUGACAGAUACGAAAUACUACUUCUGGAUCCAACCGCAACCCCACCUGUUUAGCUACUGGCAAUUCUGGCGCCUCUUUACCUGGCAGCUAUGCUAUACCAAUAGCGCCGAAGUGCUGUUCGCAGCAAUGACCUUCUACCAAUUGCGAGUGGUGGAGCGGCUAUGGGGGAGUAGGAAGUUUGCUUCAUUCAUCUUCUCAACCUUUCCAUACACUACCCUGCUCCCUCCAAUCCUCCUCGCCGCCGUUAUCCGCCCGCUUAGCUUCGGCCAUAUCAACUACCUCCCUGCGGGACCAACAGCGAUUGUGUUUGCGCUGCUGGCACAGUAUCACGCGGCUGUCCCGUAUAUCUACAAAUACCGCGUCUCGAGCAGCCUACCCACCGGCACUUCGCCAAACCAGGAGUACGGACUCAUGCUCACGUCCAAGUCGACCUCCUACCUCCUGCCAAUGCAGCUUGCGCUCUCGCAGCUGCCUGGCUCGGCGAUUGCGGCGGCGAUCGGCUGGAUCAUUGGAUUCGCUUACAGGAGAGAGAUCCUGCCUGGGGCGGCGAGGUGGAGAGUGCCGGGAUGGGUCAUUGGCGCCAGCGAGCAGAAAGAGCGUUAUGAUACUCUCAGGAGGAGGAUGGAGGGUGAAGCUGGACGUGCGACGGGCGUGGAUAACAAUCGCCAGCAUGCGAGGAGGAGGGGCCUGGUUGGCGGGUUGAUUGAUCAGUUUAGAGGUGCUUGA
This is a messenger RNA of Saxophila tyrrhenica, 807 nucleotides long. RefSeq lists its product as uncharacterized. The record is from RefSeq and is a predicted model, not a curated record. The coding region runs from base 1 to 807 and encodes 268 amino acids. Gene Ontology annotation, molecular function: serine-type endopeptidase activity. Lineage: Eukaryota; Fungi; Ascomycota; Dothideomycetes; Mycosphaerellales; Extremaceae. The transcript is spliced from 2 exons.